GUCGCCGCCGCUCCAGCAGCAAACUGAUUGUGCAUGCGGCUGGUGGCAGCGCUGCUGGUUCCUGCCGGCUCAGUCCAGGGCUUGUGCUCCACCCUUGUUGUGUUUUUUUUUUUUUUCCUUUCAGCUUUUGCAAUCUGACAGAGGAGAGCGAAAGCAACUUGAGGGGAAAAGACAUUCCCCCGAAGAGGAGCCGGAGGGCAGGUCCCGGUCCCCGUCCGCGCUAGGUGCGGGACACGCAGCCACGCCACUUGCUUUAGCCUAAAAAAGCCCCCAAACAAACCCAGGGGAGACAUUUGCCGUUGAAGUGAUUUUGCAGAGGCAGCAUGGACAUCAAGGAAUAUUUUGCCAGAAUUUCUUACCAGGGCCCCUGCGACAAACUGGAUCUGGAAACCUUAACGGGAAUAUUCCAGCACCACAUCCGCGCGGUCCCUUUCGAAAACCUCAGCAUCCACUGCGGAGAGCGCGUGGAGCUGGACCUGGAGCCGGUGUACCACAAGAUCGUGAGGAAGAACCGCGGAGGCUGGUGCAUGGAGAACAACCACCUCUUGUCCUGGGCCCUGAAAACUCUGGGAUAUGAUGUCACCCUUCUGGGAUCAAAAGUUUAUGUCCCAGAGUAUGAUGCGUACGCUGAUGAGAUCGAUCAUCUUCUGCUCAAAGUGGUGCUUCACGGCCAAUCCUACAUUGUGGACGGAGGUUUUGGGAUGGCCUACCAGCUCUGGCAGCCAAUGGAGCUGAUUUCGGGGAAAGAUCAGCCUCAGACUCCCGGCAUCUUUCGCUUCCUGGAAGAAAAUGGGAUCUGGUACCUCGAGAAAGUAAAAAGGAAACAGUAUGUCCACAGCCAAAACGUCUCUACUUCUCACAAUGAGGAAAAAGAAGUUUGCCGGCGAGUUUAUCUCUUUACCCUGCAGCCACGAGACAUCGAAGAAUUCAGACCCCGCAACGAGCACCUGCAGACAGCGCCCGGCUCCCUGUUUGUCACCAAGUCCAUCUGCAGUCUGCAGACCACCGAUGGCAUCCGGGCUUUGGUUGGGUGGAAACUCACGGAGAUAAAGUACAACUAUAAGGAUAAUAUGGAUCUGGUGGAAAUCAGAAUCCUUGCAGAUGAAGAAAUAGAGAAAACGCUGAAAGAGAAAUUCAACAUAACACUAGACAAGAAAUUUGUACCCAUCAAUACCAGCAGGUUGUCUCUGUUUUAACACACUGCCUGAUUUAAUUCAGUACGGUGAUAUUAAAUACAAUCUUUUCCCCUAUUUUUGUCAAGCACUAAAGGUUAGGCUUUCUCUUUCCAUCUACCCCAGCGUAAGGCAGAACAUAUUAGCAUGAAUCUGGAAAAGAAAUUGAUUUUCACCACUGUUCCUGCAUCCCUCCUUGGUUCAGGUACAAAUAAUUUCCUCCUGGCUCAGUCAAAUCACUCCCAUUCUCUUCAUGCUUAGCUGGAAGCAGACUCUGCCCAUUCCCUUCUCCUUUCAUCUCUUAAAAGCUUUUCCCGCUAACCCUGGCGGGGUGGAGAGCCCAGGCAGUAUGUCUUUUUCCUUAUUACUUUGCACUGCCACCUGGGGAAUACCAUACCUGCAUCUUAAAUGACUACCAUAUUCUUUUUGAAAUUUGAUAGCUGGAAAAACAAAGACAUUCAGUGUUCAGUUUGCUACAGCAAGCCGAAGUCUGUCCUCUUUUGCCCCUACAUUCCUAACACCCUUCGUGCGGUAACCACCCAGCUCCACACUUAGGACAUACGUGGUGAAUACUCAGAGUGGCUGUUUAUGGCCUAAAACUGUUGAUCAGAAACAUCUGGAGAAAAUUUGGUCUCGUUUCUGAUGUUACACAACUCCCACCCACCUGAUGUAUCCAAAAAGCAGUAAUUCUGCGCUCACUUUGGAUGUGAAGCGUCUCCCACGCAGCCCGUUUGCUAAAUCCAGCAGUGUCCUGCUGGGAAUACGUCCGCUGCUCACGGGGGUGUUCCCGCUACUCUGAAUAUCACUGCACGUUAAUUACUGUGGCUGAAUGCAAAUUCGUGCAUGGAAGGAUUUUUCCAAAACAUAUCUGUUCUACUGAAGAUGUGUUUGCAGUGAUACUAAUUAUAUUGAUAUAAGGAGAAAAGAUAAAUCUUAAUCAGAUACCUAAAGGCUAACAUUUUUAGUAUGAGAAAUUGCUCAAAUGUAAUCAUAUUGCCCUUUGAGAUGAUGCUUGAUGUUGCUUUAUGUACAAAUCACAGAAGCAUUACAACUAUGCACUUACUUAUAAUUAAGCAAAUUACAAUUCAAUAAAAGAAAUCAAGUGUUGUGAA
Messenger RNA from Dromaius novaehollandiae (emu), 2284 nucleotides. RefSeq names its product arylamine N-acetyltransferase, pineal gland isozyme NAT-3. Bases 324 to 1196 code for a protein of 290 amino acids. The record is from RefSeq and is a predicted model, not a curated record. The transcript has 2 exons. Lineage: Eukaryota; Metazoa; Chordata; Aves; Casuariiformes; Dromaiidae. Gene Ontology annotation, molecular function: arylamine N-acetyltransferase activity.